Galleria mellonella (greater wax moth) is the source of this 3128-nucleotide messenger RNA. It is a transcript of the gene p47, whose product is annotated as NSFL1 cofactor p47. Gene Ontology annotation, cellular component: cytosol; nucleus. Gene Ontology annotation, molecular function: ubiquitin binding. The record is from RefSeq and is a predicted model, not a curated record. Gene Ontology annotation, biological process: Golgi organization; nuclear membrane reassembly; membrane fusion. Lineage: Eukaryota; Metazoa; Arthropoda; Insecta; Lepidoptera; Pyralidae. The coding region runs from base 106 to 1260 and encodes 384 amino acids. The transcript is spliced from 9 exons.
GUACAAGUCAUCCGCAUUCGGCCAAAUUACGCUGUCAACCGCAUCGGAUAUCAGCAUUUUUGUAUUGUUUUGUAUAAGUUUGUUUAAAUAAAAAGAAUAUAAAAUAUGUCAGCUAACGAAGCAGAUACGUUACGACAGUUUUGUGAUGUGACCGGUGUGGACGAAGUAAACGGUAGAUUCUAUUUAGAAUCUUCCAAUUGGCAACUUGAAGUAGCAUUAUCAAGUUUCUAUGAACACGGUGGUAAUGUUGAGGAGCCUGCUGCAUCGGCUCCCUUUGCAAACUUAUCAAAUAGUGCCAUGGACACACAACCCAGGUCACCAGUAAAAUCCCAAGACAAGGCAAAAAAGAAAACCACAACCUCCAAAUUUGCAACCUUGGAGUCUCUACAACAGGACAGUUCCAGUGAAGAUGAUGAAGGUCAGGCAUUUUAUGCAGGUGGUUCAGAGCGUUCUGGUCAGCAGAUUCUUGGCCCUGGAAAGGGCAGAAAAGAUAUUGUUACUGAAAUGUUCAAAAGUGUUAGAGAACGCGGCGCUGUAGUGUUUGAAGAUGAGCCGUCUUCCGCAAGUAGAGGCCGUGGUGGACUCUUCAGUGGAGUAGGAUACAGACUGGGUCAAACAGCCGAUGAUCAUGAACAAGUGGCGCCAUCAAAUUCUGCGCAGCCUCAGGAGAAUUCUCGGUCAGUGCGGCUUCAGCUGUACCGGGAAGGGUUCACAGUGGACUCUGGCCCACUGCGACAUUAUACCGACCCGGAGAAUGCGGAGUUCCUCAAUUGUAUACGUAGAGGCGAGAUCCCCCCAUCGCUAGGCGGCAGCGCGGGCGGCGGCGAAGUGCGGGUGAGCCUGGAAGACCGGCGUCACGAGGAGUGCCCUCGGCCGCAGCAUAAGCCACAAGCCUUUGCUGGCAAAGGACACAUGCUGGGCAGCCCUACGCCGCCGACGGCAGGCGCAACAGUUACAGCCGGGCCAGCGGAUCGCGCCGCCAAUUUGCGAGCCGCGCAGGACGCACUACGCCUCGAUGACGGUCAACCCACCACUACCAUACAGUUCCGAUUGGCGGACGGCAGUCGGCUAACGGGUCGAUUCAACCACACGCACACAGUGGGCGAACUGGCUGAGUAUGUCGCACGAGCAGAACCAGCGUACCAAUUACAUUCGUUCGCUCUUCUCACCUCGUACCCAACAACAGAACUGACUGACUCGAGCCUCACAAUCGCGCAGGCCAAUAUUCUUAACUCGACACUGUUACAGCGGCUUAAAUAGUCCGCCGUUUGAUAUUCAAAAGUUAUUAUAAAAAUGACAGCUGUCAAUUAGACGUACGGUAAUGACAUUUCAAAUUCAAUUGCACAUUGUUGCAGUGACUCAGUUUUGAUACCGUAAAACGGGGUCAAUAGUGUAUAUUUUUUUAACUUUGAGAUAGGUUUUCAUAUUAUUUCAUUACUGUGACUGGAUACUAUCAAGUAUAUUAAAAAAAAACAUAGAACUACAGAAAAUCAGUCGUAAUUGGGCAAUAAAAAUAUAUGUUUUUCAAAUAAUUUAGGUUUCUGAUUGUUUUUUUUUUCUCAUGUUAAAACUUUAACGAAACCAUUUCUAUUUAUCCACUGAAUCCCAUACACCCCGUUUUACGGUAUUCAGAAUAGAUAUCCAUCUGACAGCUGUCAAAAUGCGCGGCAAGUUAAGAGUGCCUAUACCAUAAGAUGACGGGCGUUAAUUUUAUACAAAUGAAAAUGUUUAAUCAUUAGCUUAUUUAAUUGGUUCUCGCUGCUUAAUAAGUAAACAUGGCGUGAGAAUAGGUAAAUAUAUCUAUUUAGGUAAUUAUUCGCAAAGUUUAUCACCAACACUUAGCCAUGAUUAAAUAUUGAUAACAAUUUUAAAUUAUCACUCGGAUAUAUUAAAACUUUUAAAUUUUGUUUAAAAUUUUACUGGUAUUGAAGACAUCCAAUCUUAUGGUAUGCACACACUUAAGAGGCUCUUAAAAUACAAAUGGCAAUAUCAACUACUGUCAAUGUUUUGUUUUUAUUAUUAUUAUUAUUUUAAAUGAGAUGUAGGAAUAUCGUAUUGUUAAAUUGUAUUUGCUUCAGUUUAGAAUGUUUGUUGAUUUAUAUCCGACUGUAAUUUAUUUCUAAUACAAAAUUUUACAUUAAGUAUCAUAUUUGAACAGAGACAAAUUUUUCACCUUUGAAAUACGAUAAGUAACAGAAUUAGUUAUGGAUGUUGCUAGGACUCGAUCAUAAUGGACAAGUGAUGCGCUUGAACAGUAUUUAUCCACUAAUCUAUUACAGUCUGAACACAGCAUCUAUUUUAAAACAAAGAAACAUAACGUUGCUAUUUUUAUUCGAAGAGCCUCUUAACCUAUGCCCUAUAAUUGAUGAUGUGAUGUAAGACGGCGGGCUAAUUUAUUUUUACGCCUUUAUAAUAGUUAUUGAUUUGUAUUCACAUAAAUAAUGUAUCUUGAUCACGUGUUAGACAAUAGUGGAAUAUUUAUGCAUUGCCAUCAAUUCUAAGGGCCAUUGCAUACGUGACAUUUGCCAUUUUGCGACUGCGACCUUGUUGAACCACGUUUACUGUAGUUUUAGAUCAUAUGCAGUCAUUUUCAAUUGUAUUUAAUUGAAAGAUAAGAAAGUUUCAUUAAAAUUACCACAGAAACCUUCAAAUUAAAUUAAUUUUGAGAGUGUUUCUGAGAUAAUUAAAAUGAAGUAACAAGUCAAUAUAUUCAGUUAGUCGAUGAUUUAGUUUAGUACUAUUAUUGGACGUUAACAAAUUGUCUAUGGUUGGCAUUUUGAAUAAAUUUAUUCAUAUAUUUAUGAAUUUAUUUAUCAUUGUGUUGAUACUUGUAGGUGGAUGCAUAGAUUUAAUUUCCAUUCUUGUCAAUAUAAAGGCAGUGUCGACUCUUAACAUAGUUACUUGCACGUGAAGUGUUCGGACUCUGUAUCGAGUUGUUUAAAUUGACUGUUGCUUGUAAUAUCGUGUGCUGUGGCCCUUACGUAGUGAGUACUGAUCCAAUAUAUUCUAAAAUGUUUUAAAAGGAUUUACAAUAUUCCAAAGGAAUAUCGUUAGGGUUGUCGACGUUGCAAUGCCAAUGUCUAUGAAUAUGUUCCAUUAAUUCAUUAAUAAAAGAAAAAAUCAUAUAA